This is a messenger RNA of Vicia villosa (hairy vetch), 1167 nucleotides long. RefSeq lists its product as uncharacterized. The transcript is spliced from 2 exons. The record is from RefSeq and is a predicted model, not a curated record. Lineage: Eukaryota; Viridiplantae; Streptophyta; Magnoliopsida; Fabales; Fabaceae. The coding region runs from base 1 to 1167 and encodes 388 amino acids.
AUGGAAGUGAAAUUCGCUUUCUUGAAUGGUCCUCUUGAAGAAGAAGUGUAUGUAGGACAGCCACUCAGUUUUGUUAUGAAGAAUCAAGAGGAUAGAGUUUACAAAUUGAAGAAAGCACUUUAUGGCUUCAAGAAAUGUGUAUUCGAACAUGGUGUUUAUGUGAAAUCGGAUGCAAGCAAAGAUGUUAUCAUAUUUUGCUUCUAUGUUGAUGACUUGUUGAUCACGGGCAACAAUGAAUCAAACAUUUCAAAAUUCAAAAGUGAGCUUAUGGAAGAUUUUGAAAUGAGUGACCUUGGAAUGUUGAAGUGCUUUCUUGGCAUAGAGUUCCACAAGUCAAAAGUGGGGCUGCUUUUGCAUCAAAGGAAGUAUGCGUUAGAUAUCUUGAAAAGAUGUGAUAUGAAGCAUUGUAAUGCGGCCAUAACACCGGCUGAAGCAAGGUUACAAUUUUCCAAGAGUAAGGAUGAACAAGAUGUGGAUCCAACACAAUAUAGAAGUUUAAUUGGAUCAUUAAGGUACUUGUGCAAUACGCGGCCAGAUUUUCCGUUUAGUGUCGGUAUUGCUAGUAGGUUCAUAGAGAAGCCUAAAGUAUCACACUUGGCUGCAAUCAAGAGGAUCCUUCGAUACAAUAAAGGAACUCUUGGUUGUGGAAUUCUCUUUCCUGCAACGGAUAAUGAUGGUAAAUGCGAAUUACUUGGUUAUACCGAUUCUAGUUGGUGUGGAGAUAAAGAUGAUAGAAAGUCUACAGCGGGCUAUGUCUUUAUGUUCGGUGGAGCACCAAUCUCUUGGUGUUCUAAAAAGGAACCGGUAGUUGCACUCUCGUCUUGUGAGGCCGAGUAUAUCGGUGCAUCAUUGUGUGCGUGCCAAGCGGUGUGGCUUAGGAACCUAUUGAUGGAGUUGGUUAGCAGUUUUGAUAGUGUUAUCACAUUGUUGGUUGAUAAUAUUUCAGCCAUACAUAUUGCUAAAAAUCCCAUUGUACAUGGGAGAAGAAAGCAUAUUGAGAUGCGUUUUCACUACUUAAGGGAUUUGGUAAGUGGAGGCCAGCUAAUGUUAGGAUACUGGAGAAGUGAAGCACAAGUUGCAGACUUGUUGACGAAAGCGGUAUCGAAUGAAGUUUUCAAGAAGCUAUUAAGGAGUUUGAGCAUGAGGAAUGUUGAGCACUUGACUUAA